AUGCGUGUACUGACUGUACUGGCCCGAACUCCCCUGGAGCAGGAGAUCUUUGGACUGCUCCACAAGACGCAGCAGCCCAUCGCAGACCCACUCCUGACACCGGAGGAGACAGCCUCGCUGCAGGCAAUGAGCUUGGAGGAGGCCCGGCAGCGGCGGGCAGAGCUGCAGAAGGCUCGGGUCGUGCAGUCCUACUACGAAGCCAAGGCUCGGCGAGAGAAGAAGAUCAAGAGCAAGAAGUACCAUCGCGUGCUGAAAAAAAGCAAGAGACGCAAGGCCUUAAAGGAGUUUGAGCUGCUGCAUAAGUCGGACCCUGAGGCCGCCUUGGCCAGGCUGGAGGAGCUGGAGCAGCUCAGGAUGCAGGAGCGGAUGAGUCUUAAGCACCAGAACAAGGGGAAAUGGGCCCGCUCCAGGGCCGUUAUGGCUAAGUAUGACCUGGAGGCCCGCAAAGCCAUGCAGGAGCAGCUGGCCAGGAACAAGGAGUUGACGCAGAAGGUGCGCGUGGAGCUGCCGGAGGAAGAGCCAGGUGACGUGCCUGAGGAGGACCUCACCUCCGUGACCGUCCCCACCAUCCCUGCGGCUGCCAGCGGAGCUAAUCCCUGGAUGCUGGGCAAGCCCAGCGGCCCGGCCGAGGAGCCUGAGGUGCAGGAGGGUCUUGGAGACGUUGCGGUGCCUGGUGCUGUGGAGAGCAAGGAGGAGGUGGAGGAGGAGGAGGAGGAGAUGUCGGAGGAGGAAGCUCUGCUACACGACUUUGCGCAGAAACGGCACGCGCGGCAGCAGCGGGCAGGGAGCCCUGAGGGACGAGGUGCUGAUGAGACGGAGGCGGUUUCUGAGCUGCCGGGGGACAGCCCCGUCCCCCCCGUCUGCGCCGAGGAGCCGGCGAGCCUGGGGAUCGAGCAGCCUCCCCAGGCCCAGGAGGAGAUCCUGCUGUCGGAGCAGCUGGGCCGGGUGCGGACGAUGGAGGACGUUGAGGCUCUGGCCUCAGAGGAGCGUGUGGAAGAGCAGGAGAAGCCGGCGGCCGCGAGAGCAGAGGAGCGAGUGCGGCAGCAGGAAGAAGGCAGAGCUGGGGACGGGCGUGCCAAGAAACCACCAGCCAAGAAGAAGAUCAUCAGCCUGCAGGCUGUGCUGGCGGGGAAGUCCCAGGAGGUUCAGUGCCCCAGCCUGCCGGUGGUCGUGGAGGAGGAGGAGGGUGGCAUCGACCAAAGAGGGGUGAUCACCGAGGCCUUUGCCGGGGACGACGUGGUCGCUGACUUCCGCCGGGAGAAGCGCAAGGCAGAGCAGGCCGCGAAGCCGCAGCCGGUCAACCUGGUGCUGCCGGGCUGGGGCGAGUGGGGAGGCACGGGACUGAAGCCCAGCACCAAGAAAAUAAAACGGUUCCUGCUCAAGCCGCCCCCGGCGCCUCCCCGGAAGGACCAGCACUUGCCCCACGUCAUCAUGAGCGAGAAGCGCAACAUCCACGCGGCAGCACAUCAGGUCAGCGAGCUGCCCUUCCCCUUUGAGAGGCACCAGCAGUUUGAGCAGAGCAUCCGGACGCCCGUGGGCCCCACGUGGAACACGCAGCGUGCCUUCCAGAAGCUGACCGCCCCCCGCGUCGUUACCCGAGCGGGCCACAUCAUCCAGCCCAUCUCUGCCGAGGACGUCCCCGACGUGGCCGCCGCCGCCGGCAGCGGAGCCAAGCCGGCGCUAGAAAUUGCGCCCAAGCAGCAAGAGCGGCCCUUUCGCCGCCCGCGCAAGAGAGCGCGAUAGCUCCGUGCCCGCGUCCCUCCGGUGCUCGGACUGGAGCCGGCGAAGGAACCGGCAGAGGCUCCCGGUUCUGUCCAGUACCUUCUACCGGAGCAAUAAAACUCCCGGGCUGCCUGGUCUGUGCCGUCUGCCUGGCUGCCCUCGCAGCGCCCCGGGGCCGGGACAGCUGCUGCCCUCCUGCCUGUCCUU
Messenger RNA from Gymnogyps californianus (California condor), 1929 nucleotides. RefSeq names its product UTP14A small subunit processome component (gene UTP14A). The record is from RefSeq and is a predicted model, not a curated record. Lineage: Eukaryota; Metazoa; Chordata; Aves; Accipitriformes; Cathartidae. The transcript has 10 exons. Gene Ontology annotation, cellular component: nucleolus; small-subunit processome. Gene Ontology annotation, biological process: rRNA processing. The coding region runs from base 1 to 1743 and encodes 580 amino acids.